GCUCCCCGAGGGGCGCGCCCGCAGGGAGCUGCAGAACCGCGUCCCCGCCGGGCGCCGAGCAGGGAGGCCCGGGGCGGGCCGGGGGUGGGGCGCGGCGCGCCGCGGCGGCCGCCUCUUCCCGGAGUCCGCGGGACGCAGGAAAAGUCCUUCCUGGCCGGCUGGCCCGCGCCGCCCCCUCCAGGCCCGCCUCCCCGCCGCUCCCGGCUCCCCCACACUCCGCCAUGGCCAAAGCCUACGACCACCUCUUCAAGCUGCUGCUCAUCGGGGACUCGGGCGUGGGCAAGACGUGUCUGAUCAUUCGCUUCGCGGAGGACAACUUCAACAGCACUUACAUCUCCACCAUCGGGAUUGAUUUCAAGAUUCGCACUGUGGACAUAGAGGGGAAGAAGAUCAAACUGCAAGUUUGGGACACAGCUGGCCAAGAGCGAUUCAAGACAAUAACCACCGCCUAUUACCGUGGAGCCAUGGGCAUUAUCCUCGUGUACGACAUCACGGAUGAGAAAUCCUUUGAAAAUAUCCAGAACUGGAUGAAGAGCAUCAAAGAGAAUGCCUCCGCCGGGGUGGAGCGCCUCCUGCUGGGGAACAAGUGUGACAUGGAAGGGAAGAGGAAGGUACAGAAGGAGCAAGCUGAUAAGCUGGCUCGGGAGCACGGGAUCCGUUUUUUCGAGACAAGUGCCAAGUCCAGUAUGAACGUGAAUGAGGCCUUCAACUCCCUGGCCCGGGACAUCCUGCUGAAAUCCGGCGGCCGGAGGCCAGGAAACAACAACAAGUCCCCCAGCACUGAGCUGAAAACGUGUGACAGAAAGAACACCAGCAAGUGCUCCGUGGUCUGACGGCCUCUGCCCCACUCCUCACCCUGAGCCUGGAGGUCCUGCCGGAGUGCGGCCAGCGCUGGAUAGAGGAGGCGCUGGGCAUGGGAGGGAGAGUGCAGGGCUUAGUGGCAUGUGGAUAGGGAGAUGAUGGUGGGAAAAUGGAGAGAGAAGAGCAAGGUAAGGGGGGGAGAGAAAAAAGGGAAGUUGGAGGAAAGGAGGAAGAGAACGUGAGACAGGUGGUGAGGAGGUGGGGGAGAGGGAGAUGGGGAAGGGCAGAUGGUUCCCAGGCCUCAGGUCUGCCCUGGGUUUCCAGGGCAAACACGAAUGUAAAUAAAUCAUUGAUUUAU
Messenger RNA from Sorex fumeus (smoky shrew), 1159 nucleotides. RefSeq names its product RAB13, member RAS oncogene family (gene RAB13). The transcript is spliced from 8 exons. Gene Ontology annotation, cellular component: plasma membrane; synaptic vesicle; trans-Golgi network transport vesicle. The coding region runs from base 222 to 833 and encodes 203 amino acids. NCBI's taxonomy places the organism in Eukaryota, Metazoa, Chordata, Mammalia, Eulipotyphla, Soricidae. Gene Ontology annotation, molecular function: GTP binding; GTPase activity. Gene Ontology annotation, biological process: cellular response to insulin stimulus; protein secretion; regulation of exocytosis. The record is from RefSeq and is a predicted model, not a curated record.